Lolium perenne is the source of this 435-nucleotide messenger RNA. RefSeq lists its product as uncharacterized. The record is from RefSeq and is a predicted model, not a curated record. Gene Ontology annotation, biological process: regulation of DNA-templated transcription. Lineage: Eukaryota; Viridiplantae; Streptophyta; Magnoliopsida; Poales; Poaceae. Gene Ontology annotation, molecular function: DNA binding; DNA-binding transcription factor activity.
AUGCCGCCGCGCCGCCGCGGAUCCUCGGGCUUCCGCGACGUCCGAGCGCGUCCGAACGGGACGUUCUACGCGGAGAUUCACGCCGGCGACUUCCGCGUCACACUCGGCACCUUCGAUACGCCGGAGCUGGCGGCGCGCGCCUACGACGCGGCCGCGUGGCAAUUCCGGCGGCCACGGCGCGACCUCAACUUCCAGGACAUCGAGUCGCUGGAGGAGGCAGAGUUCCUAGCGCCCGCGCCGUGCCUCGUCAGUGAGGAGGACCGUCGCCGCCACCGCCAGGCGCAGCGCCGCAUCGCCAUCACCGAGCACGACGAGGAGCUCAUGCGCCAGUGGAGGGAGCAAAUCCCCAGCGACGUCAACAACACAGCGGCCUUCUUCGCUGACCGUGGGGCACAGCGUAGGUCCGCCAGGCGUCGCCGCCGCGCCAUCGCCUAG